UGAUAAUUACACUUUUACGCAAUUUGAGGAGGAUCCUUCAAUAAGAGAUCUAUAACUACCAUUCUAUAUUUAGGGAGUCUAGCAAGUGCUUGAAGAGGAGAGCAUGUCUAUUUCUAGAAACUGAUAACCUGGAAAUCUGCUAUGAAAUCGCGUAAACGGAAAAACUAUGAUAUACAUAUAUCUCCUAUGAUGUAAACUCAAAAUGGGUGAGAGAUUCUUUUCGUGGGAUGAAAUUACGGAAGGAUUAAUUCUAUUGAGUGCGGCAAAGGCGGAGGACGAACAAGCCAAGCGACGAAAGAAGCGAGUUGCUGCCGUCCAAGUGGCGGAUAUCUACUGCCCACAUUAUUAUUUGAUUUUGAGCUAUCGGGAAACGUUGAACGACAGCGAAAAGAUCAGAUUCCGGAAAAAUUUUUUGAGAAAGGUGACGCCGGAGGAGCCGGACAUCAUUAUCCUGCAGGACAUCAAGGACAUCGUGCUCUUCCUCCUCGUGUCGUCCGUCAGCCCGCAGUUCAUAAACUUCCUCCACCUGCCGGUCGUGGACCGGUUUCUGCGGGCGCUGAUCGUCUACUUCCAGCGCUACGUGGAGAUAUGGGAGGACCUGGUGCAGGAGAGGGCGGCCACCAUGAGGAAGGCGCCGAAUCCGCUGGCGCGCGGGCACAGGUUCCGCUACGCCGACGAGAUGCACACCCUGCGCUGCAUCCUCGGCCGCGAGUACGUCGACUUGCUGCUGGGCUGUCGGGACGGGCCGCGGUACCAUCACAUGAUGACCAGCGGCAAACGCACGGUCACGCAGUCGCAGGGCGAGAAGGACCUGCGGAACUACGAGGGGCUGAUAAGCGUCGCCCAUCGGAUCGUGUGGAUCGCGUUACAGCGAAAGCAUUACACCCUGAUCGAGCUGGAGCUGCACAGGCUGCUCCGAACCGAGGCGUACAACACCGCGCAAAGACAAAGCAGCAGUCCGCUUAUUCAGGAUAUGCUGGAGGAUGAUAUCCGUGUUCUGCAUGGUCCCAAGACGAUGUUGAAAAGUCGAAAAUUGCUCAGAAACGCCCCCUUGCCGCGCGAGCUGAUGUACGAGGAUUGCGAUUAUCGUCUUCUAUCGUUAGGGGUAGUAGAUAUCGACAUAGACCAUCCGAAAAUCGCUUAUCUGAGAAACGCCCUUCUCGCCGACGAGGAGAUGCUGUCUAAGUUGGGGAUCAAAGUGGGUAUACUGGGUCACAGUCGCUCGGAUUACGAUAUAAUGUUAAUGCCGUACAAAGCGGAGGAACCGGCGGAGGAGCCAACGGCGAUCGACAGGAAAUCAUUGGAGACGCGGAGGAGUAUCUUUAAACCUCAAGUCGUGCAACCAGUUGAGGAGAUCGAAUGCCUGCCGCCCGAACUGAUCGAGGAAUUCCCGGUGAAGGAGAUCAAGGAGAGGCACGAGAGAUAUGACAAGAUUCGCGAAAAGGCCAGGAUAAAAUGGAUUCUGCGAGAGAUGAAGCGACAUGAACGCAAAGCGACCGAUUCUUACUCUAUAGCGACAACUCCCGACUGAAUAUCCGGAGUGGAAUAAGGCUCCUAUACAUUAUGUGUAUACGACACGGCGAGAAUUUUCACAAGAAAUUAAAACGGUAUUUAUAUUAAUUACGGAUAAAUUCUAUAGAUUCGAAAUAUCGACACUUCGAACGAAUACAACAUUUUUGUCUAUCGAUAUAAAAAUAAAAUACACAAGUUUCCCAGUCGUUUCACGUCUAAGCCUCUGAUAGACACUGUCAUUUAGGAUAUGAAUGACAAGGAUGGAUAUAUAUAAACUGAAACGCUAUAACGCAAUGUAAAAAAUAUGCUUAUUGUAAUUGGUGAUGCCUAAUCAAGAGUAAUAAUGCUGAUAUUUUACAAGAAGAUACACAUAUAGGUACAUUUCAGGCAAUGCGUUAUGAUUUAAACUCGGCAUUGUCCUGUCCAUAAAUAAUUAUUGUACCUAAUCGCUACCGCUAUAUACGUAGUAACAAUACAUACGAUACGUUAAUUUAAUUGUCCCCAAUGUGGGGAUCGACCUGCACAAAUUAUUCUCGUUUUGCAUCUAAAACGUGCGAUAAAGUCGCCGUUUCGCGCUCCUCGCUCGCUAAACGUUCGUGUUAGUUAAAGUGCGCCUUGCUCCAAGUGCGACCCGUUUCUCCUGAAUAAGUGACACGCAUUACAUAUCGCAAUGUAAAAAAAAAAAAAAAGAAGAAAACGAAAAGAGAUCUCUUGACGUUUUUGGCACAGCGAUUUUGAUAAUAAAAACCAGAUUUUUAUAAACACACUCGACCCGUCAUUGCGCAUACGCGUGUAACGAAUAACGUUUUACAAAUGUUUGGCUUCAACGGUAGACAGUUACGUAAUGCACGACACUUUCCCCGUUUUCGAUCAAGCUAUUACGAUAUGUAUUGAGAGAUUACAGAUGAUUCAGUUAUUUGUCCGCGUAUCUCGCGUCCAUUUUACACUGCUACUAUUACACACGGAGUUAUAACAAUGUUGUGCAGUACGUGCGGUACUUUAAAAGUCAAAUGGCAGUAAGCAAUUCCACGCCAUUCACGCGCUUUAUCGCACCGAUCUAGUUUUACUUUCAGAAUCUGUGCCUUUAAAAAAAAAAAGUUCUCUUAAAUAAUCGUUGACGUACUCUCUUUCUCUCUCUCUCUCUCUCUCUCUCUUGAAAAAAUAUACGUGAUAACAAUGAUAACAAGUUUCCUUUUAGUUCAGCUAAUUUUACACAGCGUGUCAUCUCAUUUGUAAGGCUGCAAAGCGUUGCACAUUCGGUAACAAUGUUGAAAAAUGAAAAAAUUUUUUUUCGGCACUUUCGCUAAAUGUUUAUACUUCACUUAGAUAUUACGGCUAUCCCUAUCGUCGCUGAACAUUUGUCUACAUGAAUAUAAUACAGAAUGGACAAAGUGACAAUAUUGAUUAUGCACAUAUUAAUAAUAAAACGUUAUUUAAUAAAUGUGGUUAUUUAUAUAACUGUGUUACUGUCGGUGAUCAGACGAUGGAGAAGGAAACGUGAUUAUGUACACUACAUGUUACAUAUAUUUAUGUAGACAUAUGUAUGUUUCAUUUUCUUUUUUUUUUUUUUUUAUAAACUCAGUCGUGUGUGUUUGUACAAACAUAUUCAUAUGCACAAGGUUUCAUAAUGAAAAUUAACUUCUGAAAAAAUGUAUUUUAUUUAAAUAAAAUUCAGAUAGUAUAUUUUCAAAGGAUGAUACCGCAUACGAUGUAUAUCCCCAGGUUCAUAAUUUCUUUUUUCUCGCUGUAUAUUUCUGCCAUUGAAAAAAUGCAAAUACCAAUUUUUACAUUCUGCAAAUUAACGAAUAAUUUUACUACAAUUUGCUCUAAUAUAAGAAUGAUAUAUAUAUAUAUGUAUAUAUAUAUUUAUGUAUAUAUAUACAAAGUUAUAUACGAACACCAAAUAUUUCUUUCAAGUAUUAUGUCGUUUGACUCCAGUUAUUCUGUUCUUUAGCUUUUUUGUAGAGCUAAGCGUACCCCGGUUAUAAACCGGAAUACGUCUCUCACAGUUGCUACAGCAUAAUCGAUAACAAAUAAAAUCAUUACAAAUCAGUCAUAAAAAUACCUUUGUACCUAUUAUUUGAGUAGAGUCAGUAAUUAGCUAGACAUUACGUGUAGUUCAAUAAAUAUGGGAGCUAUAUUAGUACACAUAAUUUAGAUAAAUUCCUUACUGUGGAUCUCAAUAAAAACAAGCCGUAUAUAAAAAUGAGAAAACUAUGCAUCCCGGUUUAGCUCGCGUUGCGUUGGAAUUUAGUUUGAACCAUUAAUAUGAACUGCGCCCGCUCUUACCCUCCCAUUCUAUUUAUACACUUCGUUACAAAGAAAAAUGAUUGCAUGUUAUUAAUUGCAGUUAUAACAAUUUUCCUAAGCAAAUUUGU
Molecule: messenger RNA, 3890 nt
Organism: Wasmannia auropunctata (little fire ant)
Lineage: Eukaryota; Metazoa; Arthropoda; Insecta; Hymenoptera; Formicidae
Exons: 7
Coding region: 203-1531 (442 amino acids)
Biological process (GO): negative regulation of phosphatase activity
Molecular function (GO): phosphatase binding
Source: RefSeq, a predicted model, not a curated record